CGCGGCGCGAGGACGUGUUGAGUCUUAGUCGUGUCCGGUCUUGAAGGAGAGAGGGAGACGAAAAUAGUGUUCCCGUUGUCCAUCACACGGUGUCACAUCGCCCGCCACCGUAUCCCGUGUCUCUCCUCGACUCGUACACGUGAAUGUCAGAUGAUCGUCAGUCAUGAUCUCCACUGAGACGCGACGGACACCUCUACCGAGCCUUCUGCUGCUGUGCACCCUCGUGGUCUCGACAUACGCCAGGUCCUGGGACUUGGCGGUGGUCAUCGGCAGCGAAAUCGACUUCUUCGCGCGGAACAAAACGCUCACGGGUCAGGCCAACAUCGGGGAGGCCGUCGCCCUGACCGGAGUAACGUACGACGACACCACUCGAACAAUGUACUUGUCCGACACGAGGAACAACGUCUCCAUAUUCAGCAAUGAUCUCACGCAGAAGAAUUUCACAUCGACCCCGUUGCUCAAGAAAGAGAACGGGACGCACGUCAUAGGGAUCGUCUUCGACGCGUCGUCACGCACUUUGUUCUGGGCGGAUGCCUUGAGGGAGAUCAUCGCAAAGAUGCACGUGCCGGUGAACGGCGAACCGGGCGACCCUGUCGUUCUGCACAAUCUCACUGACCGCAAUCCGCGUGGCAUCGCUCUCGACGUGUGUAACAGCCAUAUUUACUGGGCGAAUAGCAACACCACGAACCCCAGCAUCGAGCGUUCUAAUCUCGACGGGAGUAAUCGAACCAUUGUCAUUCAGGAAAACUUGUACGAACCGUUGGCAGUGACAAUUGACCACGUAGAGCAGAAGUUGUACUGGAUUGACGAUGGUGAAGGAAUUCAUUUCAAGAUCGAGCGCAGCAACCUGGACGGCAGCAAACGAGAGUUAUUGGUCCAUAAUAAGCAUCAACAGCCGGUCUUCCUUGCUGUGGACAGCAACUCAUUAUACUGGUCCGAUUGGGUACAUAGUGCUAUCUGGACUAUGCCAAAAAACGCCAAGGAAGGCGAUUACCCAAUCAAGUUCAAAUCUUACUUCGAGUCCAAAAGGGAUGCCGAUCCGGCCGGCAUUGUCACGCGCGAUAAUGUCGGCAAAAUCGACUGCCCAACGAUCUUGACGACGAAACGGACAAACGUUACGAAAUCUGUCCAACGACUGCCGGCCAAGACGUUCAACAAUUUGACUACCAGCACGGAGGAAUCGGAAUUGACCACCGAGAGCUCCAUAUACUGCCUAAACGACGGCCAUCUGCAUAAAACAGACGGCACAUGUCGAUGCAAACCAGGGUUCAUCGGAACCUCUUGUGAGACCUCUCUCUGUCACAACUACUGCCUUCGUGGUGAAUGCACCACAAAUCAUCGCGGGCUUCCCGAAUGCGAGUGUCCGGAUAGAUAUAGCGGCGCUCGAUGCGAGAGGGAUGUCUGCGAUGGAUACUGCCUCCACGAUGGUGAUUGUUCCGUCCAAGAUGGAAACCCGUAUUGUAGCUGUAAAUAUUCCACAGGGACCCGGUGCGAAGAGGCGGAAGAUAUCGCGGAGAUCUGUACGAUCUACUGCGCGAGCGAUCGCAACGUAUUGUUGAACGUCAACGUGACAUCCUGCAGGUGCACAAACGACAUGCAAACAGACCGGAUCGUUAAGCUCAGCGGCAGUGCGGAGUACAGCAAGCUGCUGCUGAUAUUCCUCGUUCUUGCUACUGUGGCACUCUUGUUUUUCGGCAUUGUCACCUGCUACGCGGGCAUACUGCGAAGGAAACCGCGCGUCAAGAGACGCUUCGUGGGCGUGACACCACUCACGUCCCGGCCACAGAUACCGGACAAUCAGUGCGAAAUAACCAUAGAGAAUUGCUGCAAUAUGAAUAUCUGCGAAACUCCGUGUUUCGAACCGAAAUUAUGCACCAUGGUGUCGAGAAGCAAUAGUUCGAAAAAAGAGGAGAAGAAUUCCUUGUUGGAUAACAUGGAGGGGAAUUCGUGCUAGCACAAGCUAAUGUCUCGUCGUAUGAAAUGGCGAAAAUUCUGCGGACUCCGCAGCACCGCCGCGAGCCACUCGCGGAAGUAGUACUUGCGGGAUCCCACCUCUAUACGUACUGCGGCGGAUUCUAUCAUAGUAACUUCUCCAUCGGAGUCCGAAAGUAUCCGCGCGUUUACGGGAUGCGCACGGCCGCCGUGUCGACGACGAUUGCUUUCGCUCCGUCUUGAAAAAGCAAGCCAAAGCCUCUUUUUAGGAAAUCCUGUUUCUCAUUACGUCAUACACGUAGGGCUGUGUUAAUAGAACCAGUAAUUAAUUAGUAGUCAUUAAACCUUUAUAUCGUGCGAUUUUGUUGGAUGCUUGUUGACUCGUUUACAGCGACGCAAUACGCGAAGAAGUACUCUUGCGUUUCUCAAGAAACUGCUGGAAACGCGAUUCCUUUCGCUCGCAUGCCCGAUACCGCAUAUAAAAAGGAGUAAAGUUUUUAGCUGUAUUUACGAAGUACAUACUUUAAGCAAAUUUAUGUAAGUGUGAUUAUACGGUCGUCAAUUGACGAUUUUCAUGUCUUUGUUAGAAACUUCAAACGAUUAUAUUUAUUAUUGUAUAUAUAUAUAUAUAUAUAUAUAUAUAUAUAUAUAUAUAUAUAUAUAUAUUAUAAAUUAUUUUAUAAUAAUGUAUAAUUAUUACAAAUUAUUUACAAUUAUUAUUUAUAACAUUUGUGUGUGUGAACUUUCUUAAAAUUUUCAUUACACAAUUACAAUACAAUCAAAUUGGUUCUGAAAAUUUUGCAGAAUAGUAAAUAUAACAAGUUAUAAAAUACGUGAUGGCGCAGUGUUUCAAACUUUCGAUGUUGUAUCGUCGUGUCAAGAAGAUAUAUAUUCUUACACCUUGAGAGAAAAAGCGCCAAUAUGCAUUUUUUCAGUUUUAGCUUCUGAACUGUAGAAGUCUUAAAAUUUUUUAACAUCACAGUGUCACAUUUAUAUUCAAAAUAUAAAUAUUUAUUUAUAUUUUAAUGAUUAGAGAACGUUUCAGCUUUUUAAAAAAAAUUUUGAAUUCGAAAAUACUUCCGAAUUUGAAGACUUGAUACUAACACUGUUGAUCCCUCGUUACAGUCAUCUUGAUUGAUAACGUCAAAAGCGAGAAAAUAUACGCUUAACAUUUUUGUAAAGUAUAUUAAAGUAAACUUACUCGAAUCAUACGGUUAAUUGAUUUCGUGUUAUUACGAGCGUGUAUCUCCUAACUUUUGACAUCAUUAGUCAAGAUGCCGCGAUGAGAAAACAGGAGAACUGAAAAAAAAUUGAUAUUUUAUAAAUAUAUAACUUCUUUUUCGAUCUGAUGUAUUGCGGAUGUAACAAGCGAAAGGGAACGUGUGUUCUUAGGAAUUUUUCCAUUAUAUAGAGGUAGCUACCGAACAACACAAUUCAAACUUACUGACGUGGAAAGACUUUUCUCACGGACGCUUCCUUAUAUAUUUAUCUUGUCCCGUUCAUUUCUCUUAACAUAGAAUCGCUAUAUUGGUCAAAAGGAACUCACUUGUGCCGUACUGAAGCAAUUUGAAAUGAGAGAGAGAAAGAGAGAAAGCAAAAAGAAAAGAGUAAUGGAAAACAUGUAGCGAUCGCGGUUACGGGGUGCGCAAAAGUUGCCUUAAGCAGUAAUUCUAAUUGUUGCUCAAAGUACCGUUGAGUACAUUCCUGAAGAAAUUUAGAUCACGACGGUGACAAAUAAUUUUUUUCUCAUUCAACACUGUCGACUGAGUCAACCGUUAACAGACUUUACAAUGCAUAUAGAUAUGGAAUUAUUCAUUGAUUUCGUUAUCAUAAACUACAUUUGUACCAUAGUCUAAAACCAUUUCAGUAGCACAUUGUACAAAUACCGUAAUCUACGGUCGCAUAACCGACAUGAAACUACUUUGAUAAUUUCCGAUAUUGUAACUAAUAGUUUUACUGUCAUAUAAUAUGUCAUAUAAUAUAGUUAUAACAUAAUUGCUUAUGUGAUAACAUAUAAUAUAGUUAUAACAUAAUUACUUAUGUACGACAUGUGAUAUGUGUGAAUAGUUACAACAGCGGAAAUUGUUAAAUCGGUUUUCAUGCUGCUCAUGCAAACGUAGACUAUAGGUUUUAUUAAGCUGGUUUUAGUUAAACGUAGUUAUUAAUCGCGUAAGUCAUAAAAUCUGGCUUGUAAUUCUCCGAUCAUGACAAACUUGUCUUAUUUCUCGCGCUAAGUCUCAUUACCCGAUGAGCGCGAUUAGUUCCACUCUUAGGCCGUGCUUGUCGUCGUCACUUGGAACUUAUAUUGCCUGAGACAAAUUUCAAGUGACAACCACAAAGCUGUAAAUACAGGUCUUGAUGAAAUCACUUCGUAUUACCGUAACCAUCCUCUAAUCGCUGACUUAGAUCAUACCGAGUACAAUACACAAAUGUAUAUAUACAUAUAUAUAUAUAUAUGUGUGUGUGUACAGGAUGAGGCGUUUAAAACAGACUAUUUACCAAUGCAACUUCCUCGUGUAUGAAGAUAAAGACUGUUUAGAAAAAAAUUUAUAAUUUGAAAUUCCAACAGCCUGAUCUGUUUUAAAUGUCUCACCUUAUAUACAUCCUGUAUAUCACUCUGUAUAUGAUUCUGUCCCUCUCGUCGUGAACACCUUACAUAUCUCUUGACGCUGGUUGUGACGACUUUCAUGAAAUUCAAGACACAGUAACAUUAUUUGGAAAAUACCAGUGAUCUCGAAUCGACAGCUAUCUCCUUAGAUAUUUUCUCAUAUUAUCAACAACAGUAGAGAUAUCCAUAGGUGUUUGUGAUGAUAAACGGGACGCCUUGUAUAACAUGUACAUGCUAUCAUGAGGUGUAUACUAGACAAAGUAAGAAAACAUUACUGAACAUUCAGAGUUACAAUGUACGUGAACGAUCCUCGUUGUCAAAUCUGGACUAUCUCGUUUAUCCGAACGGCAAGUCACACUGAAUUCGCGAAACCUUACGACUUACCAGUUUCCGACGUACUUAACGUGUAUUAUUUAUAUAUGUCAACAAUCGAUGUUCAUAUUACUGAUUCUAAUUUCAAGGAUCAUUAGAUUCGUACAGUAUCCUUCGCGAAGCGGACUCGAUAACGUUCCUCGCGGAGCGAUACUUGAGUCGAUUUUUCACGAUUGUUUGACUCCGGAAACUUCUGUUCCGCGUUGAUGUAUGCAAUGCGAUGCCAAUUUUUGAGUCUUAUUUUUCUUAUAACUUUUACUUUGUUGUAAAAACGAGAUUGUCCACCAAUUUUAUUUGUAACAAUGUCACGUUCAAAUAACGACAGUCUGUGGCGCGCAAGAUAGCGCGGUGCAUAAAAUCGAUUUUGGUUCAAAUUGUUCAUAACACAUUGACUGCUACAGGAGUGACCGGCUUUAUUUUACAUCGUCUUAUUAAUUUACGCAUAAAGCGUGACUAAUCGCAGCUAACGAGUUAAAUAUGCGGUCAAUAAAUAUGCCGAUAAGACCAGCUAAUAGAUAUAUUCAUUGGAAGAAGUAUGUACUUACUUCGGUCAUUUGAAUUUCAAGCUUUGGAACAAUCCAUGGAAUUCAGCGUGGCAGUGAAAGCGUUGAAACGAACGAUCGUAAGCUUUAUUAUCCUUAAAGCCCGUACUUUUGAACCAAUUGUCAUGCAAUUAGCAGUUAAUACGUAUACUUCUUAUAUACACCAAAGUUGUUUUUAAUUUUAGUGAAGAGGAUAUAGUACAAUUGUUGGUUUGCAGGAAUUGUCAUGCGUUGAUUCAAGACUUAAUCAGGUCGCAAUGUUGUUUGAAAAAAGCGCCACGGGGAAUAUUAUUAUAUUAUAAUUAUUUUAUUUUAAUCAUGUCGCAGAAAAGCAAACUGAUAAUUACCAUAUUGUUCAUUGAUUAUAUGUUUAUGAGGUUUAUGUUAUUCUUUAUAGUACGGAAGAAUGUUCCUGUCGUCGUGACAAACAAAUCAUUCGCAAUACAUGACGAUACUUUUUGUUCCUGUAUACGAUAGAUACUACUUAAAUCGUCAUCAUUUCUUUGGUUUUUAAAUCUAACGAAUAAUUUUAUACUAAAUGUUUUUGCGACAUUUGCCGGGCUAUAUAUACAUAUAUAUAUAUAGAUAAAUAUAUGUAUGUAUAUAUUAUAUAUAUAUACGUAUCAAAUAUUGUGUUUGGAAAAUAGCCCUCUCCCACACACUCAUCCCCAGAGACGGGAUAGUGGAUUUAUGGUGAAAGGGUUAUAUUCCUAAAAUAAAACUACGACGGUGCAUAGUAUGCAAUAGGUCUACACAUAUUACAUUGUAAAUCGUAAAUUCGAAGUUUCCCAAGGAAAAUUCUUCGUUAUGUAUUAUAUUCUUGAAUUUAUUAGUUGAUAAUUUGAAUUAUUUAGAUUUUAGCUUAACAGCAUAUAUUCUCAAUUAUAUCUUACGUUAUAUGUAAUCUGUGGAAAUAUUAGAACACGCGUGUCAAUUUUCCAGAUCGAUCUGUUAUCCUUAUAAAACAGAUAACUUGUUUUUUAUUUUAUAUUUGAGAAUUGACUGUAUCUUUCUUGAAGAUGAAAUCUUAAAUCUUAGAUUGUACUUAAUUUACUAUGAAAUCAUUCAAAACGUGAAAGAGGUGACUUUAGAAACAUAUUGCAUAUUUUGCAUCUCCUUGCAAUGGUUAUAAUGUGCUGGUUACUAUUGUAUACAGAUAAAAGUGAAAUAAAAUGAAUCAUCUCUUA
Molecule: messenger RNA, 6641 nt
Organism: Odontomachus brunneus
Lineage: Eukaryota; Metazoa; Arthropoda; Insecta; Hymenoptera; Formicidae
Gene: cue
Product: protein cueball
Exons: 7
Coding region: 164-1954 (596 amino acids)
Source: RefSeq, a predicted model, not a curated record